Molecule: messenger RNA, 2519 nt
Organism: Prionailurus viverrinus (fishing cat)
Lineage: Eukaryota; Metazoa; Chordata; Mammalia; Carnivora; Felidae
Gene: ZNF639
Product: zinc finger protein 639
Exons: 6
Coding region: 384-1841 (485 amino acids)
Biological process (GO): regulation of transcription by RNA polymerase II
Cellular component (GO): nucleus
Molecular function (GO): RNA polymerase II transcription regulatory region sequence-specific DNA binding; DNA-binding transcription factor activity, RNA polymerase II-specific
Source: RefSeq, a predicted model, not a curated record
GUGGCCUCGUCGGGAGCAAUUCUAGGGAGUGGAAUCACCCGCUCCGCAUGGGAGGGGCGGUACCCUGUCCGGAAGAAGCCUGCGGCGGCGCAGAGAUGCCAGCAGGGGGCGCGGGCCGAUGGGCCACCCCCGGGGCUAAAGGCCGGUGGUCCCUCCCAGGUCUGGAGUGCGGCGUGGCCUCGCAGCCGGAUCUCCCCCCCCCCCCCCCCCGCCCAACCCCCUCUCACUCUCACCUAGUCACCUCCCCGCCUAGUCGGCGGGCCCCUGAGGUGCGCGGCGCAGGCGCGGAGCGAGGCGGCUAUUUUUUUUACCAUCUGUGAAAACUUCCCUGUAAUUCAUUUCUCCUCACCACAGUAUUAAGAAUUAUACCAAAUUGAAAAGAUAUGAAUGAAUAUCCUAAAAAAAGAAAAAGGAAGACAUUACACCCUUCUCGUUACUCAGAUUCCUCUGGAAUAAGCAGAAUUGCAGAUGGAUUCAAUGGAAUUUUUUCUGAUCAUUGUUACAGUGUUUGUUCUAUGAGACAACCAGACUUAAAAUAUUUUGACAACAAAGAUGAUGAUUCUGAUACAGAGACAUCAAAUGACUUGCCAAAAUUUACAGAUGGGAUCAAGGCCAGAAAUAGAAAUCAGAACUACCUGGUUCCCAGUCCUGUACUUAGAAUUCUAGACCACACUGCCUUUUCUACAGAAAAAUCUGCUGAUAUUGAAAUUUGUGAUGAAGAGUGUGACUCACCUGAAUCAGUCAACCAACAAACUCAAGAAGAGAGUCCUAUAGAAGUUCACACCGCUGAAGAUGUUCCAAUUGCUGCAGAAGUGCAUGCAAUUUCUGAAGAUUAUGAUAUAGAAACAGAAAACAAUUCCUCUGAGAGUCUCCAAGACCAAACUGAUGAGGAGCCGCCAUCUAAACUUUGCAAAAUUCUUGACAAGAGCCAAGCUUUGAAUGUGACUGCCCAGCAGAAGUGGCCUUUACUGAGAGCUAAUAGCAGUGGCCUCUAUAAAUGUGAACUUUGUGAGUUCAACAGCAAAUAUUUUUCUGACUUAAAGCAGCAUAUGAUCCUGAAGCAUAAGCGUACUGAUUCAAAUGUAUGUCGAGUAUGCAAGGAAAGUUUCUCUACCAAUGUGCUUCUGAUCGAGCACGCCAAACUGCAUGAAGAGGAUCCCUACAUUUGUAAAUACUGUGAUUAUAAAACAGUGAUUUUUGAGAACCUCAGCCAGCACAUUGCAGACACCCAUUUUAGUGACCACCUUUAUUGGUGUGAGCAGUGUGAUGUACAGUUCUCCUCAAGCAGUGAACUCUACCUACAUUUCCAGGAGCACAGCUGUGAUGAACAGUACUUGUGUCAGUUUUGUGAACAUGAAACAAAUGAUCCAGAAGACUUGCAUAGCCACGUGGUAAAUGAACAUGCAUGUAAAUUAAUUGAGUUAAGUGAUAAGUAUAACAAUGGAGAACAUGGACAGUAUAGCCUCUUAAGCAAAAUUACCUUUGACAAAUGUAAAAACUUCUUUGUAUGUCAAGUAUGUGGUUUUCGGAGUAGACUUCAUACAAAUGUUAACAGGCAUGUUGCUAUUGAACAUACUAAAAUUUUUCCUCAUGUUUGUGAUGACUGUGGGAAAGGCUUUUCAAGUAUGCUAGAAUAUUGCAAACAUUUAAAUUCACAUUUAUCUGAAGGGAUCUAUUUAUGUCAAUACUGUGAAUAUUCAACAGGACAAAUUGAAGAUCUUAAAAUUCAUCUAGAUUUUAAGCAUGCAGCUGACUUACCUCAUAAAUGUAGUGACUGCUUGAUGAGGUUUGGAAAUGAGAGGGAAUUAAUAAGUCACCUUCCAGUCCAUGAGACAACUUGAUUAUUUUCUUUAACUGCCAUAAUAUUAAUGUAAAAUAAUAAAUUUGACUUUUGGAGAUGUUAAAAUAGAUGAUUUUAAGCAACUUAUGAGAAUCGUCUUUAACAAGUAAGAUUUUUUUUAAUUGUCCCAUUUUCUUAGCAUUGCUACAUUUUUCAUUACAUUUAUAAUGGUAUCCUAAAUGUGGUAUUUUCAAUGCAGGUAGUUCAUAGUUUUAACCACUAUUGGUGUCGUCUUGUUUCUUACAUAAGCUCUGAUUUCAUGAAUUGAUGAGAAAGAGAUACACUAAAGAAACUAGACCACAGUUUUCCUUCUGUAACCAUGAGUGCUAUUAACUUUUUUAAACUCAAGACAAGCUCAGUUUUUUAUAUAUAAAGUCAUUAAAAUGCAACGUAACAUACAAUUAAGUCCACUGAUACUCCCAUUAAUAAGAACCCAGACUCUCCCUCUUGCAUGCCCCAUCAGGAAUUAUCCUCAAGGCUGUCAGUAGACUCUCCAUCUGUGUAAUUCUUUUAAUAACACUAGGAGGCAAAUGUUACAAUAGGAAGCGAAGAUCCAGUUUUGUUGGCAGUCUUUAUUUUAUUCUGUUUCAACCCCUAUCCAUGAGUUAAAUAAUUUAAGAUAGGAGUGAGGAGGAACUGGUAAGGGCAUUGACAAUAAAAAGUAACAUUUUAUAACUCA